GGACUAGAAGUGGGUUACAUUUGUGUCAGUCUUCUCCAGGUGAGACAGGUAAGAUGACAGAACAAGUGGGCACUGGUUGCUAUAGCAACCCAGCGCUUGACCUAGUAGAUGAUUUGUCCUUCGCCAAUACAAAGGGUUGGCAUGACAACCCCAUGGUUGGCCACACAGACCAUGUUACCAACCCGGCUGUUAAAGAGGCGGACAUCCCAUUCAGUCACCAAGAGCAGCAAAAGUCGUUUAAGGGUCAUUCUGAAGCAGGUCAGCUCCCUAGGGGUCAGCAAGAUCUUAACCAGCUGCCCAACACAAGUAUUUUCCGCGCCACGAGCAAGCUGACCGUGACCUUGUGUGUGCUGGUGACCGAGAUGUUGGAGAGGCUGAGCUUCUACUCGGUGAGCGCCAACAUGCUACUCUACUGCACCAGUCAGCUGGGGAUGAGCACGGUGGACGCCACAGCCGUCAGUUUACUCUUUAAUGCCGUCCUGUUGAUCCAGGCGUCAUCGAUACACUUCGAUCUGUGGUUUGAUCAGGAGUUGUCUCAGACAGGCAAAAGUGUCGUUUAUCUUUUGGGCAUUUUCCUGCUGACCUUGGGAACGGGCGGGGUCAAGGCCAACAUUAGCCCCUUUGGCGCAGAGCAACUGGAAAGUCUGGGCGAUGGUGCGGUCCGAUCGUUCUUCAACUGGUACUACUGGGUGAUCAACAUCGGCGCCCUCGUGGCCUACUCGGGCGUGGCCUACAUCCAGCAGAACGUGAGCUUCACGUGGGGGCUUGUGCCAGCCCUGGUCAGCGCGGCCCUCCAGAUCCCAAUCUUCACGGCCCCGAGAAAACUUUACACCUGCACCAGGCCCCAGGGUAGUGUGUUGACCACAGCAAUGAAAGUUAUACGACAAGCUGGCUGUUGUAAGCCCACGCCUGCCACACGUCCGGAUCUUUCCGAAGGCUCGGAGUGUCGUCUGUUUGCCCGGGCGAAGAAAAGCUUUGGCGGGACGUUUGAUGACGUCACUGUGGAUGGAAUGGCUGACGUCAUAGCCGUGACGCCAUUUGCCCUGCUUGUCAUCAUGUACUACGCCGUAUACUCACAGACCACCAGCUCUUUCUUCGUCCAGUCCGAGCGAAUGGACGUGCGUGUGGGGGGUGGCAAGAUCCCAGCUGCCAUGCUCAACAUCGUGGGUAACAUCGUCAUCAUCAUCCUGAUCCCCCUCAUCGAUAGACUCGUCUACCCCUUCAUGACGAGGAUUGGCUUACCACUGACCCAUUUGAAGCGAAUAGGUAUUGGCAUGGUCCUGUCCAUCCUAGCUGUGCUGGUGUCCGGGGUGGUCGAGGUCUACAGGAAGGACGUCAUGCACGGGGGGUCACAUGUCCAGACGCUGGCCAAUGAAAACUUCACAGCCUCGUCGCUGUCGGUGUUGACGCAGGUCCCGCAGUUUGCGCUGAUAGGGGCUAGCGAGAUCUUCACUAGCGUCACGUGCCUAGAGUUCGCCUACGCCCAGGCACCGGCCAGUCUCCAGGGACUCCUGACAGGCUUGUUUCUGGCAGCGUGGGGGAUGGGGAACUUACUGUCUAUGGCCAUUAUACUGGUGGUCAAGGAGGUCACUAGGUUCGACCCCUGGUACGGUGACGAAAUCAACUCGGUGAAAAUGGAAAAUUUGAUGUUUUUCUUGGCUGGAUUAAUGGCCGCCAACUUCCUCAUCUUCUGCGCAGUCGCAAAGUUUUUCAAAUAUAGAAACUCUCCUGCUAGCUUGACUGAAUCAGAGAGCUUAAGCUCCGUCACUGAGAGCUUAAGUACCGUCACCGAGAGGUUAAGCUCUGUCAGAGCUAUCCCUGAUGACGACUCACAGAUCAUAUCAGAAGGGGAAACCAAAGACCGACAUGGGGAGUUACCUUACAGCACAUACCUGUGA
Molecule: messenger RNA, 1898 nt
Organism: Physella acuta
Lineage: Eukaryota; Metazoa; Mollusca; Gastropoda; Physidae
Product: solute carrier family 15 member 4-like
Biological process (GO): transmembrane transport; oligopeptide transport
Cellular component (GO): membrane
Molecular function (GO): transmembrane transporter activity
Source: RefSeq, a predicted model, not a curated record